This is a messenger RNA of Epinephelus lanceolatus (giant grouper), 942 nucleotides long. RefSeq names its product cobalamin binding intrinsic factor-like. Lineage: Eukaryota; Metazoa; Chordata; Actinopteri; Perciformes; Serranidae. The record is from RefSeq and is a predicted model, not a curated record. Gene Ontology annotation, biological process: cobalamin transport. Gene Ontology annotation, molecular function: cobalamin binding.
AUGUGUGGAGGAGAGCUAUAAAAGUUACUGAGCAGGAGUCCUUCCAACAGGACCGGGAGCGUCUCGAAGAGGAAGGGUUCUCCAUCAGAUCUCCUGCUGCCUUACAGUGAAGUGUUGAGGUUCAGUUUGAUUUCCAGCAGUCAGAAUGAUGGCUCCAGCUCUGCUCUCUGCAGUCCUGCUGCUGCUGCUGCUUCCUGCAGCUUCAGCUGACAGUUCAGAUCCAACUAACUUCACUAUCAUGGUCACAAACGCUGUAACAGAUUCUGCCAAUCAGACCUACUCCACGUAUGUGGUUUACAGAGGGAUCUUACUGGGUGGAAUGAGAAGACUGCAGGACUCAAACUCAGGCUUCAUUUUCACCUACACUGAGAAUCUAAACUACGGCCCGUUCCUGGAGAGCGUGAACGGUUUGGCUGGGAAUUCAGAAGAGCGCACCUAUUGGGAGCUGCUGGUCCAGAAACCAAACAGCACAGUCAUCAGACCUGAUGUUGGUAUCGGAUGCUACAUUCCAUCUGCAAAUGACAAAAUCAUCCUGAAUUUUAACAGAUACUGAAGAUUCAGGAGCCACUGGAAAUCACCAUGCAACUAAAGCCUGAUUCAACUGUAUGAUUAUAUAUUUCACAGAUCAGCAUUCAACCAAGGUCCAUCAAGCUCUUUGGUCAGAGAGUAAUUACAGCUUAAUAAAAGAUCACUGAUGUAAACAGUGUACUGUGUGAGGAAACACUAUCGUAGUACUGAUAGCACUGACAAGGAACGAGCUGACAUUACUUUGUCUUUACUUUUGGAUGAUUAUCUCUCACCUUGAAUUUCCUGCUUGGUAACCAGAUACUUCCUCAUAGAGAUUUCUUCUUAUUACUCAAGCUGUGAGAUAACACACUGCUGUUUUACACUUCAGAAUACUUUGUGUGAAUCUUCUGAAAUAAUAAACAAAAAUACAUUUAA